Messenger RNA from Myiozetetes cayanensis, 1193 nucleotides. Its product is annotated as E1A-binding protein p400-like. Bases 115 to 627 code for a protein of 170 amino acids. The record is from RefSeq and is a predicted model, not a curated record. The transcript has 4 exons. NCBI's taxonomy places the organism in Eukaryota, Metazoa, Chordata, Aves, Passeriformes, Tyrannidae.
GACUUCAGAAAGUUUUUACUUGCAAGUUUAGUACAGCAUCCGUAGGCCUUGCUUUGUGCAGGAUUAGACGUGUUUGUGCACACAGGAAGAGCGCUGAAUUGAAACGUUUCACAGAUGGGAUUUCCCUCUGCCCCUCAGGCCAUGGAACAGUCAUGGACAGCUCCUCUAAAGCUGGCUGUUGUGUCACCAGCACGGACAGCAAACUGGGACUUUGUCAGCGACGUGGUUAACUCCUCCAACCACGUCUAUCGCUCCCCAAGGCAAUGCCAAAGUCGUUACCUAAGAGCCUUGGCAGGUCCAGAGGGAAAGAACACAGGUGGUUAUCCUCUUCGUGCUAGACAAGCCUCUGCUAAGGACCAAGAUUCUGAGCGUGCCCAAGUCUAUAUGAAUCACUUUGAGCUGCUGACAACGACUACCAGAAAAAGAAGUUCCUCAAAUAGGUUUCUUGCAGAGAACUACAAUAAUCUCCUACCAGUGUCUGGGGUUGUUUCCACCUGUGCAGAGCCUUCGACGGUGCAGGAAAAGGUCUUGAGUGAAGAACAAAAAGCUUCUCCCAUGCAGGAGCAACAACCUGGCCAGCAGCAGGAAGAGGAACAAACGGUGGAGCAAAUCCAAACCCAGCAAUAACCACAGGGGCAAAUGCAGGUCUCUGCUGUCCUGAGCGAGGGGAAGUCCUGUGAGCUCACCGAAUCACUGAGUCCAACCUCUGACCCAGCACCACCUUGUCAACCGGGCCAUGGCACUGAGUGCCACAUCCAGUCUCUUCUUAAACACCUCCAGGGCCCAGGGAUGGUGACUCCACCACCUCCCUGGGCUGCCCAUUCCAAUGUCUGAUCACUCUCUCUGUGAAGAACUUCUUCCUGAUGUCCAACCUCAACCUCCCCUGGCACAGACUGUGCCCUCUCGUCCCUUAUUCCCCGGGAGCAGAGCCCGAUCCCCACCCGGCUCCCCCCUCCUGUCAGGGAGUUGUAGAGAGCGAGGUCUCCCCUGAGCCUCCCCCUCUCCGGUCUGAGCCCCCUCAGCCGCCCCUCACAGGACCUGCGCCCCAUCCCCUCACCGGCCCCGCCGCCCUUCUCUGGAGCUCGCAAGCCUUGUGCUUGAUUUAGACCAAAUCCUGAAGGACAGCCCUGCCCGCACACAAGUUACUUCCCCCCACACUCCGCUGUCAAUAAACGCGGGUUUUUUUGCCGUCC